Ceratotherium simum simum (southern white rhinoceros) is the source of this 3720-nucleotide messenger RNA. It is a transcript of the gene UBA2, whose product is annotated as ubiquitin like modifier activating enzyme 2. Gene Ontology annotation, biological process: protein sumoylation. Lineage: Eukaryota; Metazoa; Chordata; Mammalia; Perissodactyla; Rhinocerotidae. The record is from RefSeq and is a predicted model, not a curated record. Gene Ontology annotation, cellular component: SUMO activating enzyme complex; cytoplasm. Gene Ontology annotation, molecular function: SUMO activating enzyme activity.
CACCCGUUUCCGGCCGCGGCUGGCUUCUCCCGCCUGUGCGCCGCCGCGGCUCGUGGUCGUCCCGCCAUGGCACUGUCGCGGGGGCUCUCCCGGGAGCUGGCCGAGGCCGUGGCCGGUGGCCGGGUGCUGGUCGUGGGCGCGGGCGGCAUCGGCUGCGAGCUCCUCAAGAACCUCGUGCUCACCGGCUUCUCCCACAUCGACCUGAUUGAUCUGGAUACUAUUGAUGUCAGCAACCUCAACAGGCAGUUUUUAUUUCAAAAGAAACAUGUUGGAAGAUCAAAGGCCCAGGUUGCCAAAGAAAGUGUACUGCAGUUUUACCCGAAAGCUAAUAUCAUAGCCUACCAUGACAGCAUCAUGAACCCUGACUAUAAUGUGGAAUUUUUUCGACAAUUUAUAUUGGUUAUGAAUGCUUUAGAUAACAGAGCUGCCCGCAACCAUGUUAAUAGGAUGUGUCUGGCAGCUGGCGUCCCUCUUAUUGAGAGUGGAACUGCUGGUUAUCUUGGGCAAGUAACUACUAUCAAAAAGGGUGUGACUGAGUGCUAUGAAUGUCAUCCCAAGCCAACCCAGAGAACUUUUCCUGGCUGUACAAUUCGUAACACACCUUCAGAACCUAUUCAUUGCAUCGUUUGGGCAAAGUAUUUGUUCAACCAGUUGUUUGGGGAAGAAGAUGCUGAUCAAGAAGUGUCUCCUGACAGAGCUGACCCUGAAGCUUCCUGGGAACCAAUGGAAGCUGAAGCCAGAGCCAGAGCAUCUAAUGAAGAUGGUGACAUUAAACGUAUUUCUACUAAGGAAUGGGCUAAAUCAACGGGAUAUGAUCCAGUUAAACUUUUUACCAAGCUUUUUAAAGAUGAUAUCAGGUAUCUGUUGACGAUGGACAAACUGUGGCGGAAAAGGAAACCUCCGGUUCCAUUGGACUGGGCUGAAGUACAAAGUCAAGGAGAAGAAACCAAUGCAUCAGAUCAACAAAAUGAACCCCAGUUAGGUCUGAAAGACCAGCAGGUUCUAGAUGUAAAGAGCUAUGCACGUCUUUUUUCAAAGAGCAUUGAGACUUUGAGAGUUCAUUUAGCAGAAAAAGGGGAUGGAGCUGAGCUCAUAUGGGACAAGGAUGACCCAUCUGCAAUGGAUUUUGUCACCUCUGCUGCAAACCUCAGGAUGCAUAUUUUCAGUAUGAAUAUGAAGAGCAGAUUUGAUAUAAAAUCCAUGGCAGGGAACAUUAUUCCUGCUAUCGCUACUACUAAUGCAGUGAUUGCUGGGUUGAUAGUAUUGGAAGGAUUGAAGAUUUUAUCAGGAAAAAUAGACCAGUGCAGAACAAUUUUUUUGAAUAAACAACCAAACCCAAGAAAGAAGCUCCUUGUGCCUUGUGCACUGGAUCCUCCCAACCCUAAUUGCUACGUAUGUGCCAGCAAGCCAGAGGUGACCGUGCGGCUGAACGUCCAUAAGGUGACUGUUCUCACGUUACAAGAUAAGAUAGUGAAAGAAAAAUUUGCUAUGGUAGCACCAGAUGUCCAAAUUGAAGAUGGGAAAGGAACAAUCCUAAUAUCUUCAGAAGAGGGAGAGACAGAAGCAAAUAAUCACAAGAAGUUGUCAGAAUUUGGCAUUAGAAAUGGGAGCCGGCUUCAAGCAGACGACUUCCUUCAGGACUACACUUUAUUGAUCAACAUCCUUCAUAGUGAAGACCUAGGAAAGGAUGUUGAAUUUGAAGUUGUUGGUGAUGCCCCAGAAAAAGUGGGGCCCAAACAAGCUGAAGAUGCUACCAAAAGCAUAACCAAUGGCAGCGACGAUGGAGCUCAGCCUUCCACAUCCACAGCACAAGAGCAAGAUGAUGUGCUCAUAGUUGAUUCAGAUGAAGAAGGUCCUUCAAAUAAUGCUGACAUCAGUGAAGAAGAGAGAAGUCGCAAGAGGAAAUUAGAUGAGAAAGAGAAUGUCAGUGCAAAGAGGUCACGCACAGAACAGACAGAAGAGCUUGAUGACGUUAUAGCGUUAGAUUGAACAGAAACGCCUCUAGAAAGAACCCUCUUACUGCCUUAGGUCAUCUGGGCAGAACCAGGUUGUUAUGUCCUUUGUUCCAAAGGGAAAAAAUUUACACCAGUGACUUGAAGACAAUUCUACUCCCUUUUAAAGCAUUUGUUUUGCUAGAACUAUUAGGAACAUUGCGGUAUGCUGUAUUGAAAGUAGGAAUAUAGUUUUAAAACCCUUUGAACAAAGUGUGUGCAUAACGAGUCAUGAGAUGAAACAACACAAUGCAUGUUGCCUUUUUAAUGUAAAUACUCUUAGGUAUCAUUUAAUAGUUUUAAAAUAUUGUGGUUUAGUAAAGUUGAUACCUGGUUAUAAAUAUUAUGCCUUUAUUUUUGGUUAGAAGAAGAAUUAUUUUUAGCCUAGAUCUAACCAUUUUCAUACUCUUAACUGACUGAAACAGAUUCAAAGAAGUAUCAAGUGCUAUGCAUUGAGAUUUGUUUUUAAAUGUUAACUGGCACUAUGUAUAUUAAUGUAAAACAAUGUUAAUUUACUCAAGUUUUCAGCUUGUACUGCCUGGUAUGUCUGUGUAAGAAGCCGAUUUUUGUGUAUUGUUACAGUUUCAGGUUAUUUAUAUUUGAUGUUUUGUAAAACUCAAAACUAUACUGUACUUAUGGACCAAAUAAAUGGCAUCUACAUACUUGUUCUACAUGCCUGCACAGUGCACGUGUCUGCUGCCUUAUUGGGUUUAUACAUUGUAUUUACCGCAGGCAUGCCAAAUUCUUUCCUUUUACAAAAUUAACUUGUAAUGGAUGUGAAGGUUAAAAGAUCUCCACUGUUUGCCAUAGAUGAGCUUUUAAUGACUAUAUGUUGCUUUUUAAAUUUGGAUUGUAAACAAUUGGCCGUUUGUUGAGAACGUUUAAGUCAUCUUUGCCCACCCCCAGUAACUUGGAGCCUUGGAUUUGAGAUUCCAGAGGGGGAGAGCUUUUCUCCAUUCUGCCGUCUUCUCUGGGUUGUCCCCUAGUUCAUCAGAGUCCAUUCAUGAGUGUACCAUUCAGGGCCCAACUCCAGCCUACAGAUGUGGCCAGACCAGCGCUGGGUGGAUUAGCACUCAAAUCUCUGCCCUGGACCUCAGAAGGCCUUGGCCCUGAGGAUACUCUCCUCACACAGAUGUGCCUUGAGUUUUCAGAUAACAGAAACCCGUGAAGCUGUUUCCCCCAUCGUGUACCUCUGCCUUUGAUGUUUUUGGCCACAGGCAACUAAAUUUGAAAUUGAUAAUUCAUUUUAUUGUUCCACUUUGUGUAAUUCUUACUCUGCCAUCCAGCUUAACUCUUACUCCUUGUUUUAUAUCAUUUGUAAAUUCAGCAUGUAAUCAAAGCCUUCAGAAAAGUCAUCUUGAAGAAGCCUCGGCCCUCAGGAGCAUGCUGCUUGAUGCCUGCAGGAUGGACUGACCUCCAGCCUUCUGAUAGAGCAACUACGAGCAAGCUGGAUCCCCACCCCCAACUCUGUCAGCCUAUGAGGUUCACUUUGCCUUUAGAUUUUUAGAAAAGUGUUUCAUUUUCCUCCAGAAAAGAAAUUUCAGAAUUUACGGAACUGUGUAACAGAUAAAAAUGAAAUAUCCUGGAAUACCACCUCUCAGAAAUAAGUUCUGCUUGACUGGUUGGUCACUGAUGAUUUUCAGUUUUGAAAUUUUGAGUUCUGAAAAGCUCUCCAGAAAUGUGCAUUUUGAAAUUCUUUCCAUUCCUUAAGACCUCACCCUGUCUUUUU